CAGAGUAGAAGGACUGAAGGAUCCUCUGGGAAACUUUAAAUUUCCUCAGCUGCCUGAGGUGGUAGAGGCGCUGCCUUGCCUUUCUCACCAGAGUGUCUGUGUUUGUUGACCAUGUCAGAUCCUCGGUGAUGUGGACUCCCAGGUAUUUAUACCCGCUCACCCUCUCCACAGUAGUCCCGUUAAUCCCCAGUGGUGAGUACGUCCUCUGUUGUUGUGCCCUCCUAAAGUCCACAAUCAGCUCCUUAGUUUUGGUGACAUUCAUGAUGAGGCUGUUGUCCUGGCACCAGAGUGACAGAUCAGCAACUUCCUCCAGGUUCAUCUGGUCACAUGACAUCUAUUGAAGGAGGAGAUGGAGGUGAAGGAGCGCAUGCGCCUCCCUGUCGGACGCGCACACGCUUCGCCUGCUCCUGUCUCGCGCGGCCCCGUGGAUUCCAGUCGUCCACGCGCAGUUUCCUGGGAGGAGGAAGAGGAGCAGCGGAGGAAGAAGAAGAAGUUCCUGCUGCAGUUCAUCAAGAGAAGAAGAAGAAGAACUCCCUGUAGAAACUUUUUCCACUGUAAACUGCACGCGCGGCCACCGCCUGCGGCUCUAGUGCGCAUGCGCUCUCCACAGCUGUUUAGUUGUGAUCAUUGUGUUAUCGGAGCCGGCCGUGACGUCACCAGAGAGACGGGACCGGAGCGGAAGAGGCGCGAACUCGCCUGUGUGUGUGUGUGUGUGUGUGUGUGUGUGUGUGUGUGUGUGUGUGUGUGUGUGUGUGUGUGUGUGUGUGUGUGUGUGUGUGUGUGUGUGUGUGUGUGUGUGUGUGUGUGAUGUUAAGUGGUGGUAAAAAGAGGAUUGGCUUCCAAAUCACCAGCGUGACCUCCGACUUUAAUCAAACUCCAGCUGGCCAAUCGGCGCCCAGGGCGGUCCUGACCGUCCUCCAAUCAGCAGUCGCAUCCUGCAGAGCUCAAGGAAGCUCCUCCCAGCCAACCACGCCCUUUCUGAAGAGGAAACACGUCUCCCAUGAUGCCUUGGGGCAGGCUUUGGGGACUUCCUCCAGGUUCAGGGUGGUGAAGCUGGCGGUGGGCGGAGCCUGCAGCAGUGGGCGGGGCCAGCCAAUCAGCCGCGGGCGAUGGACAUGUACGGACGUAACGGAGCAGCAGGAGGGGGCGGGGUUCAGGUGGGUGAUGGACACCAUGAGACACGCCCACUCUUUGGAGUCCCUGGAGAUGAUUGGCCGGGACAGAGGCAGAGUCCACUCCCAUGACAACGCCCACCUUUUGGCUUGGCCAAUCAGAGGACAGGAGGGAGCAGGUCUUAUGCAGCGCAGUGGGCCACCUUCGCCAACACACCAAGAACCAAUGAACAUCCAGGUCCUGGACUGGAACAAGCCAAUGGGAGCUCAGGGUUCCGACUUGGCCCCUCCCACUCUUUUGACCCACCCACCAAGCGUUCCUCCCCCGCUCCGGUUGGACGUGGACUCUGCAGGACGGUCUGUCUUCAGGCUGUCUCACUUUCAGCCAAGCCCCCCCCCUGCUGGAUCGUACCAUCCCACUCGGACGCCUGUUCGGACUCCAGCAGCCUUCAGUCUGGACCAAACCAUCUUCAAACUGCCGGGGGACACCAGCAGUUCCAGUAGCAGUCCGAUCGCCAUCGACAACAAAAUUGAGGCGGCCAUGGACCUGGUUAAGACUCACCUGAUGCUGGCGGUCAGAGAGGGGGUGGAGCUUCUGCAGGAACAAAUCAGAGAGCUGCAUGAAAAGAACCAACAGCUGGAGCAAGAGAACCACAUCCUGAGAACCCUCACACACACUACACACACUACACACCACCCCUAACACACACUACACACCACCCCUAACACACACUACACACAACCCCUAACACACACUACACAACCC
Pseudoliparis swirei is the source of this 1878-nucleotide messenger RNA. RefSeq lists its product as uncharacterized. The record is from RefSeq and is a predicted model, not a curated record. The coding region runs from base 808 to 1815 and encodes 335 amino acids. Gene Ontology annotation, biological process: regulation of transcription by RNA polymerase II. The transcript has 6 exons. Lineage: Eukaryota; Metazoa; Chordata; Actinopteri; Perciformes; Liparidae.